Messenger RNA from Scaptodrosophila lebanonensis, 828 nucleotides. RefSeq names its product trypsin alpha-3. The transcript has a single exon. Gene Ontology annotation, molecular function: serine-type endopeptidase activity. The coding region runs from base 1 to 828 and encodes 275 amino acids. The record is from RefSeq and is a predicted model, not a curated record. Lineage: Eukaryota; Metazoa; Arthropoda; Insecta; Diptera; Drosophilidae. Gene Ontology annotation, biological process: proteolysis.
AUGGCCCACUUGUCCGAGCAACUCAUCAUUUUGCUAACAUUCUUGGGUCUCGUAGUGGCAUACGAUCAUCGCAUUGUGGGCGGCAUGGAGACCACGAUACACGAAUUUCCCUAUCAGGCAUCCAUACAGCUCAACCAUGAACAUAUUUGCGGUGGAGCCGUUAUUGGCAAACAUUUCGUCCUGACCGCGGCACACUGCUUUGAAGAGCCAUGGACGGCACUCGAUUACAGCGUGCGCGUGGGAGCUACAAAGCAUGCUACUGGCGGCCAUUUGCUGAGUGUGCGGCGAAUAAUACGCCACGAGGCCUACGACGCGCAGUCGCAUGACAACGACUUGGCACUCCUUCUGCUCAAUGCGCAGCUCAAUUACACAAGCGAGCUGCAGGCGCUGGCCCUUGCGACGGCAACCGAGCAGGAUGCACUCACACCAGACACGCAUUUGUACGUCAGCGGCUGGGGCCUUCAGAGCGAGGAGGGGGAGGCAGGUGUAUCGCCAGUGCUGCGCUAUGCGGAUGUGAGCUAUGUGCCAACGACAUUGUGUCGACGUGCCUAUCGUAAGGUCCUGCCGGUGACGCAACGCAUGCUAUGUGCCGCUCGAGAUGGAGCUGACAGCUGUCAGGGUGAUUCAGGUGGCCCGCUGGUUGGAUACCAACCGGGCGAGACCCGAGGCAAGCUAUAUGGCAUCGUUUCCUGGGGUAUUGGCUGUGCACAGCGGUCCUAUCCCGGUGUAUACACAAGUGUAAUGGCGUUGAGAACAUGGAUUGAUGCACAGGUGGGUGCUUGGGGCUGGAAUGGGUUGCAGCGUGGUUGGAGUGGACUGCAGGGAUAA